UUCCACGUUUCUUUCUUUCUUUGAAAUACAAACACAAACACAAACACACACACUGGUAUUUAGGGGGAUUCUUUUUCUCUCAGCUUUUUUUACAAAUCUCUCUCGAUCACUUCCAUGAUUCUCAUCACCUUUUCUUUCCCACUUUCUGCAUACUCGAUCUCUUCUCUUUCGAUUCUCAUCACCAAUUCCUAGAAUUCACCCUUUCAUUUUGGGGGUUCUUACAUAUCAAAUGGAAAACAUUUGUUCAGAGGUUGAGAUGGAUUUGCCACCAGGAUUCAGGUUUCACCCAACUGAUGAAGAGCUUAUAAGUCAUUAUCUCUACAACAAGGUCAUUGACACUAACUUUUCAGCCAGAGCCAUUGCUGAGGUGGACUUGAAUAGGUCUGAGCCUUGGGAUUUGCCAUGGAAGGCGAAAAUGGGUGAAAAAGAGUGGUACUUUUUCUGUGUAAGGGACAGAAAGUACCCAACAGGAUUGAGGACAAACAGAGCAACAGAAGCAGGGUAUUGGAAGGCCACUGGAAAAGACAAGGAGAUAUACAGAGGCAAAUCACUUGUUGGCAUGAAGAAGACCCUUGUCUUCUACAAAGGUAGGGCUCCCAAAGGUGAGAAAUCUGAUUGGGUCAUGCAUGAGUUCAGGCUUCAUGGUAAAUUCAAUCCCCACAACCUCCCCAAAUCUGCAAAGAACGAGUGGGUUAUUUGCAGGGUGUUUCAGAAGUCUUCAACCGCCAAGAAAAUCCAUCUUACCGGGAUAAUGAGGUUGGACUCUUCUGUUUUCUUGCCACCAUUGGCAGAUUCCUCAUCAUCACCUUCCAACACUGCUACUACAGCACCUUACGUGCCCUGCUUCUCCAAUCCAAUCAUUCACAACCAAGUUGGGAUCUUUGAUCCAUUUAGCAACACCCCUUUUGGUGCUGAUUCAUUCUACUCUUCUCAAGGGAUGCCAAUGCAACAUGCUCAGCCACCAAGUUCCACAUAUUCCGCUUCCGGCUACACCACUCAUGACCAUUCAAUUCUCAGAGCCUUGCUUCAAAACAAUUCUUCAAACCUCAGGAAUGGUUUCAAGCCUGGAGAGAGGGAAAUGGCCCAUCAUCAAACUUCUCUUGUUGAUGCCAACAACAACAACAACAAUGGAAUCACUUCUGUUGUUGCCCCACAGGACCUUUCUAGCCUCUGGAAUUACCAGGUUCAGAUCAAGUAGCUAUGGAAACUGAAUUCUGAGGGUACAAGAGAAGCCAUUCUGUUGUGAUUUAUUCUCUGUCUUUUGGUGUUGUUGCUUGUCUUAAUUGAUUUUAAGUAAAUCAUGUAUGAAUAUUUUGUGAUGUCAGUAAUAAUCUUGUGAAUUUAUAUUA
Arachis stenosperma is the source of this 1349-nucleotide messenger RNA. Its product is annotated as NAC domain-containing protein 100-like. The transcript has 3 exons. Gene Ontology annotation, molecular function: DNA binding. Gene Ontology annotation, biological process: regulation of DNA-templated transcription. The record is from RefSeq and is a predicted model, not a curated record. The coding region runs from base 230 to 1198 and encodes 322 amino acids. NCBI's taxonomy places the organism in Eukaryota, Viridiplantae, Streptophyta, Magnoliopsida, Fabales, Fabaceae.